AUGCUUGUCCCAUAUCUCCUUCCAUUCCUUGCCGCCGCCACCUUUGCUGCCCCUCUGGAGGAGCGUGCAUCCAAUCAGGCCCAGAAGAUACCACUGGGCGUUCUCAAGUCCAUCGGGUACAGGUCUCCACAGACCGUCGAGACCGUCGCUGCCGCUACCUCCGGAUCUGUUCUCGCUGGCCCAACGGCCUGCACAACGGACUGCAACUCCACACUGUCGUUUGCCGGCGCACAGGCUGCCACGUACCAGGUUGGAAACCAGCUCCCUGGCAUCCCAUUCAAGACAAGGACGUCAUGGGCUGGCGAAGUCCCGCUGAACCCUGUCGCAGGGGCGAGCCUCGACAGCUACUUCUUCUGGAUGUUCGGCUAUGAGGGUGGCGAUGCCAAGACUCCUUCCGAUUCGAUCGUUUUCUGGAUCCAAGGCGGUCCAGGGUGUGACAGCUUGAGUGGCCUCCUUCAGGAGGUUGGUCCGAUCACGUAUAACUACAAAGGCGACACACCCACGCCGAACAAUUACUCAUGGACUCUCGCGGCCGACAUGGUCUUCCCAGAACAGCCAUUGGGUGUCGGAUUCGACAACGGCAUCCCGACGGCGUACGACGAGAACGAUGUCGGAGUGGCCUUCGGUGCCUUCCUCGACAGUUUCUUCAGCAUAUUCCCUGAACUGAAGGCCAAGAAACUGUACAUUGCUGCAGAGUCCUACGGCGGGCGGUACGGACCGUACAUCUCCAACUACCUGAUCGAUCAGGGGUCCAAGUACAACUUCCAUGGUCUGCUAGUCGUCGACGGUGUCGUCACGGACAUCCUCUUGCAAGAGGACGUCGUGACGUACCAGUUCGUGGAGGCCAACAAGGAGAUUCUCAAGUUCACCGACGCGGACGUCGAGACGAUCCGCAAGGACGCAGAAUCGUGUGGCUACAUCGACUACGUCAACGACAACCUCAAAUACCCACCCAAAGGCAAGCUCCCGCCAUACAACGAGGAUGGCUGCAACACCUUCAACGAUUACUACAACAUUGCAUCGUCAAAAAACCCCGCGUUCAACAUCUACAAGGUGGAUGAUACAGCGCACCCUCCCAACGUGCUUGGAGACGCCAAUUCGCCCACGCAGUUCCUCAACCGCACCUUCUAUGACAACUACGACCUGCAGAACUAUAUCCACGCGCCGCACAAGAAGUGGAACGUUUGCAACCAGGGCGUCUUCCCGAAUGGUGACCACAGCCCUGCGCCGGACACCAACGGUGUGCUGCAGAAGGUGAUCGAGAAGUCGCCGGCGCAGCGCACGGUCAUCAUCAAUGGCCAGAAGGACGGGCUGAUCAUCUCUAACGGCACGAGUCUGGCGCUGCAGAAUCUCACUUGGAACGGCGGACAGGGAUUCUCCAAGUCGCCAUUUGCGACAACGCUGAUCAACAGCGAUGGCGAUGCCAGCGGCUGGUACACCAAGGAGCGCGGCUUGUUGUACGCGCUCGUCGAGAAGGCUGGCCACGAGGUGCCAGAGUAUGACCCGCCGGCCGGGUUCAAAUUGGUCCAGUACCUGCUUGGACAGACUACCCUCUAA
Messenger RNA from Tilletiaria anomala UBC 951, 1557 nucleotides. Its product is annotated as alpha/beta-hydrolase. Bases 1 to 1557 code for a protein of 518 amino acids. Gene Ontology annotation, biological process: proteolysis. Gene Ontology annotation, molecular function: serine-type carboxypeptidase activity. The transcript is spliced from 2 exons. The record is from RefSeq and is a predicted model, not a curated record. NCBI's taxonomy places the organism in Eukaryota, Fungi, Basidiomycota, Exobasidiomycetes, Georgefischeriales, Tilletiariaceae.